AUGCGAGCAUGUAAUGGGUGUCGAAAGAGAAAGAUCAAGUGCGACGCUGCCACCACGAACACUUGGCCAUGCUCGGCCUGCACUCGCUUGAAACUGGUCUGCGUGCCUCCAACCAUCGGCCAGGACGGCGAGUUUAUCAACGAGGGACUGGAUUCUGUCCCAGAACCCAAUGUCUCUUCCGCGACCUCCGAAACCUCCCAGCACACCUUUCCUGUCCCUCCGUCCUACAGUCACUCGAGUCAACACUCCCUGGGAGGAAUGUCGUCUUAUGAUGGCAUGAGCGUAUAUUCCUCAUACGUGCAGUCACCAUCAACACAAGCCGGCCUAUACAAUGACAUACGCCAACCCCCCAUGGUGAUGCCUCAUCAAUCUUACCAACCGCAGUCUCAAGUUUAUUCAGCCCAACCUCCACAGGCACACCUCACGACGACCCCCGAACGUGUGAUAUAUGAUAAUGAGCAAUCGACGGCGAACAACCUGAGCGAAGUCUUGGGCGAGCUGAAGAUCGAUGAGACGGGCAUCGCGCCAUAUAUUCGAAGACAAAGGAAAGAUCGCACGGAGCCAGAUGCCCCGGUUCAGGAUGAAGUGGAAGAGCGAUUACCCCCACUCAGCACGGGAGCCGGCGCCACGAUCCGCAUCCCUCCCGAACUCAUGCCCGACGACGAAGACGUGAUGACUUAUUUCAAGAUCUACUUUGAUGAUAUCCACCCUUAUAUUCCAGUGGUUCCUCGCGCCCAUCUAUAUUACCAAUGGCAAAACGAUCGCAAUUCGAUCUCUCCACUCCUCUUGGAAGCUCUUUUUGCAUGCGCCGGGCGUUUGUCAGACGAGCCGUCAGAAGGGGCUCAGUGGCUCGCAAUGGCGAACAGACAUGAGUCCAGUUUUAUGGACGUCCCUCGGCUGAGCACCAUUCAGGCCAUGCUUCUGUUGCUCAAGGCAAGAGAAUCCUUACCUAAAAAGGGUUAUUAUUACCGCUCAUGGCAGACGGUCAAGACGAUCGUAUCUAUGGCCAAAGAUCUUGAUAUUCAUGAGCAUUACAGCAAUCACAGCGAGGGGCGGGCGUGUGAACUGAGUCCGAUUGAGUGUCUGGUGAGCACACGGGUAUGGCAGGCGAUUCUAGUUGUCGAGGUGAUGAUCGGAGCUCCUCAGGGUCGAUCGGAUUACGGGGUGGACCCGGAAACUGUUGACCUGCGUCCGACGUUGGACAUCCGUGGGUUGGAUCACUACGAGACGGAACGGUCUCGACAGUUCGCUUACUUUGUCCGCAAUGCAAACCACAUCCGCAUGAUGACCGACACAUAUCACAAGAUCAAAAAACAAAAGGACUGGGGCGCCGAUCCUCGUUUUGUUCAGAAGAAUCCGCUCUUUGCUGAUUGGCUCCGCACCUUGCCUCCAGACUUGCAAGUCAAUUAUCCGGAGGACGGAGCGCCACCGUGGCUUCCAUCCCAUUUCGUUGGAAACAUGCACUCUCACUGUCACUUGGCCAUCAUUCUGCUGCAUCGUCCGCAACUCGUCGCAUCUCAGUCAUUUACAGCUGGCGGAGAGUGGAAGACUCACUUUUCCCUGUGCUACUCUUCUGCGAAAAAUAUCUGUCGUUUACAGGAAGCCAUUCUGGAACGAUUCGGUCUUUCUGGUUUGCUGUAUAUGCAGCGUGGUAUUAACUUUGCGAUUUACUGCAUAUUGACCUGCACCAUGCUUCAUUUGAUCGCCAUUACUUCUCCCGACCCUCAAUUCAAUUUCGAUGCCCGGGAAUACUUCACUCGUCAUAUGCGAAUUCUUGAGCGAUGCUCCACAGCUUGGCCCAUGCCGGAGAUUCAAGCGCAGAUUGACUCUCUAAGGUUGGCCUUUUCCGCAGACACCCAUCGACCCUUUGAGUUGAAACCCAGUUUCCCUUAUGGCAGUCCCUCGGAACCCUAUCAGCCGAGCCCUGUUAUGGACACGCAUUACCACCCACAGCUUGGCCAAAUGUCCAGUAAUGUCUCAACCAGAGUGGGUUUCCACGCACAUCCCAUCACUCCCCCGAUUUCCGCCGGUGCUGAAGCAGACGCAAAGUCGGACACGUCCUCUCAGUUACAGUCCCUUGGAAUGGUCCCCCAUCAACCUCCUGCUACUCAUUCACUCGAAUCUCCGCUGGUCGAUGAGAAUACUUGGGACCCAACCCGCAUUAUCAAUCAAUGGGAUAUGGCAUUCUCCGUCAACCCUUCCACCGUCAGCACCAACUCCCCGCCUAUGCCCAUCAGCAAUCCCGCUCAACCCAUCUCCAACAUGGUUCAUCACCAGCAAUAUCCCAUCCGCUACGAACAAGCGUCGAAAGUCACAGCUCCACAAAGUCAGUCCGUAUCGCCGCCGCAAUUCCAGGCACCCCCUGUUGUGUUCAGCGCACGUGACUGGCAACAGAGUGUGGCAAGCGUCUACGAUCCUCAAGGAAUGAAGCGCCGAUGGAACUAUUCCAGUGACGUGGGCGAAUCGAUGAUCAAGCGACAACGUUGA
This is a messenger RNA of Penicillium diatomitis, 2487 nucleotides long. RefSeq names its product Zn(II)2Cys6 transcription factor. Gene Ontology annotation, biological process: regulation of DNA-templated transcription; DNA-templated transcription. NCBI's taxonomy places the organism in Eukaryota, Fungi, Ascomycota, Eurotiomycetes, Eurotiales, Aspergillaceae. The coding region runs from base 1 to 2487 and encodes 828 amino acids. The record is from RefSeq and is a predicted model, not a curated record. The transcript has 6 exons. Gene Ontology annotation, molecular function: DNA binding; zinc ion binding; DNA-binding transcription factor activity, RNA polymerase II-specific.